AUGGCUCGCGAUUUCAAUGUCAAUGUCCAAGACCCUAGUCACGCACACUACCCUCACCUACGAACAUUCUGCUCUGAUUUUGAUCUCCGAAACGUUGUUACGUCACCAACUAAAUUCCCCAAUGCAACAACCAUAGACCUAGCACUGAUCUCAAGCUCCUCCUCCACCACGUCCACUGCAAGACCAGGCAGUGAUGAACUGAUUUACAAAGACUGCAAUGUUAUUCCAUGUGCUAUUUCCGAUCACCAACUUGUUCGUGUGACCUACACUAUCCAUGCUACCACCAGCACACUCAAGACAAACAGACAGGUACAAGUACGAAAGCCACCGCUGCGCACGUUGAAGAUCAAGCGAUUCCAAGAGACAGCUGCUAAGCAUAUGUCUACUCUCCACCAGCAGAUCACACGCAGUUCAUCACAGAUGUCUCUAGAUAGUUAUACUGAACACUGGCAGGAUGCAGUCAGUGAUGCCUUGAAUGAGUACUGCCCACUAAAGACCGUUAACGCCAAGAAGAGCUAUACUCCAUCGCCUUGGAUAGACGAUGAGCUCCGGCAGACUUUAUUCAAGCGUAAACGAGCACACUGUGCAAUGAUAAAACGUCCUGAUCGCCCAGACCUGCUGCAACAAUUCCGAACUCUACGAAGACAAUGUAAACUUUUAACUAGGAAGAAACGGUCUACAUACUUCCAGCAACAACUAAUCAAUCAUCGAAACCACCCAAGAGAGCAAUGGAGUGUCAUGAACAAUCUACUGGGUAGAAUUAAAAUCAACCGGGAACCUGCUGCCGAAGUAGCCGACAUCACAAAGACAUUUACAGCCGUUGUCAACGAUACAUCACUUUCUGGCAGUACACUACGCACUCCCAAUGGCCCUUUAUCGGAAUACUCACUGACACAGUUCACACCAGUCACUGUUCCACAAGUCCAACUCCAUAUCCAGAGAAUGAACAGUCGUAAAGCCACAGGACAUGAUAACAUCCCCGCCCAGGCUUACAAGCUCAUCAAUGAUGAGAUCGCCCCAUCUUUGGCCAAACUAUUUACCAUGUCUCUUACAUCUGGCGAUUUUCCAUCGACUUACAAACUAGCAAAUGUGCGGCCUAUCUACAAGCGUGGAGAUAAGUCAGUCCCAUCUAACUAUAGACCAAUAUCAAUCCUGUCCCACAUGUCUAAGCUACUGGAACAUAUUGUGCACGACCAACUAAUGUACUAUAUCUAUAAUGCACCACCACCACUGGUACCCCUACCUGCUGAGCAAUUUGCCUACCGCAGAGGCCACUCCUGCGAGGACUUGCUCACUCCCGUGAUCAACGACUGGAUGCUCUCCUUGGACAAAGGUGAUUAA
Messenger RNA from Sycon ciliatum, 1341 nucleotides. RefSeq lists its product as uncharacterized. Lineage: Eukaryota; Metazoa; Porifera; Calcarea; Leucosolenida; Sycettidae. The transcript has 2 exons. The record is from RefSeq and is a predicted model, not a curated record. Bases 1 to 1341 code for a protein of 446 amino acids.